Messenger RNA from Acanthisitta chloris (rifleman), 1059 nucleotides. It is a transcript of the gene WDR18, whose product is annotated as WD repeat domain 18. Gene Ontology annotation, cellular component: nuclear pre-replicative complex. Gene Ontology annotation, biological process: rRNA processing; DNA-templated DNA replication. Gene Ontology annotation, molecular function: protein binding. The annotation marks the transcript as partial. The transcript is spliced from 9 exons. Lineage: Eukaryota; Metazoa; Chordata; Aves; Passeriformes; Acanthisittidae. The record is from RefSeq and is a predicted model, not a curated record.
GACCAGCUGCAGCAGAAGAUCUUCUGCCCUGGACCUGUGACCUGCCUGACAGCCUCUCCCAACGGGCUCUACAUCCUGGUGGGAGUUGCUGAGAGCAUCUACCUGUGGGAGGUGUCCAACGGGAACCUCCUCGCCAUCCUGAACCGACACUACCAGGACCUCACGUGCCUCUGCUUCACCGAUGACAGCAGCCACUUCCUCUCGGGGGCCAAGGACUGCCUGGCCCUGGUGUGGAACCUCUACAGCGUGCUGCAGGCAGAGCCCACCCAGAUUCCCGACCCCCGGCACGUCUGGUCGCGGCACAGCCUCCCCAUCACUGACCUCUGCUGCGGCUUCGGAGGGCCCCUGGCUCGGGCUGCCACCGCCUCCCUCGACCAGACAGCCAAGCUCUGGGAGAUCUCCUCUGGAGAGCUCCUGCUGUCUGUGCUCUUCGACGUGGGGAUCAUGGCAGUGACUCUGGACCUCUCUGAGUACCACAUGUUCUGCGGUGGCAUGGAUGGGUCCAUCUUCCAGGUUGACCUCUGCACCUGGCCAGUCCAGAGGGACCGGACCUUCCAGCCGGAGCGGGAGAACGGGAAGGUCUUCAAAGGGCACAGGAACCAGGUGACGUGUCUGUCGGUCUCCACUGACGGCAGCCUGCUGCUCUCGGGCUCUCACGACGAAACUGUGCGGCUGUGGGACAUCCAGAGCAAGCAGUGCCUGAAGACGAUGAAUCACAAAGGUCCAGUGACAAACGCCUUCAUCGUGCUGGCCCCUGCCAACAUGUUCAACCCCGAGGGGAAGCCCAGCAUGCCCCUGCCCAAGUUCAGCAAACACCUGCAUGGCACGGAGAGCACGGACGAGCCGGGCAGUGAGGGGGUGACGCUGCGCCUGGGGUUGCACCAGCAGGAGCCCGGACAGAGCUACCUGGAGAAGGCAGAGAGGAUGUAUGCACAGAUGUACUCGACGAGGGAAAAGAACCUGGUGGGAGACCAGGAGCACCUGACGAUCCAGGUGAGCGAGCUGGAGGAGGAGGUGAGCACCCUCCGGAAAAUCAACAAGAACCUCUUUGACUUCUCC